UGUUCUCCCGACCUGAAGAGGCGCCGUCUUCCUGGGUCCCGAGCACUCUGUGCCGGAGGACUCUGCCCUUUACUACAAGGAGAGCACACAGGAGGGAAUGGCAGCUGUGUCUCCAACUGACAGAUGCCAGGAAUCAGUGACAUUCGAGGAUGUGGCUGUGAUUUUCACAGAGGAAGAGUGGACGCAUCUAGUCCCUAUUCAGAGGGACCUCUACAAGGAGGUGAUGCUGGAAAACUAUAAGAGCAUUGUCUCAUUGGGACUUCCAGUUCCUCGACCUGAUGUCAUUUUUCAGUUGAAGAGAGGGGAUGAGCCUUGGAUAGUUGAUCUUCAUGGAUCUGAGGAGAGCGACUGUCCAGAGACUAUCUCUCUAGACUGGGAGACCAAGCCUGAAACUCCAGGUGCUUCGGAAGAAGAAUCAGGAGGAACAGUGAGGGAAAGACUUGGAAGACAAGGUCCUCUGUGUCCUAAAUCUGAAGCUCAUGCCCUGGAGAGUGACUUAGAAACAGGGAAGAAAAGCCCUGCUGUGCAGACCUGCAAGAAGUCCCUUUCCCAGAAGGAAAAUUUGCAGCAAGGGUCUACCCCUCUCAAGAAAAUUCUCACUAAAGAGAGAGACCAGGAAUGCAGCAGCUGUGGGAAGAGCUUUUUUGACCACUCAUCCCUUGUUCGCCACCAGAGGACUCACACCGGAGAGAAGCCCUAUGACUGUCACCAGUGCGGGAAAGCCUUCAGUCACAGAAGCAGUCUCAGUAGACAUCUGAUGUCUCACACCGGGGAGAGCCCCUAUGAAUGCAACGCGUGCAGGAAGGCCUUUUUUGACCGGUCGUCCCUAACUGUCCAUCAGCGAAUUCAUACUGGAGAGAAACCCUUUAAAUGCAGCGAGUGUGGAAAGGCCUUCUUUGACCGCUCGUCCCUUACUCGACACCAGAGAAUUCAUACUGGAGAAAGUCCUUAUGAAUGUAAUCAGUGCGGGAAAGCCUUCAGCCAGAAGAGUAUUCUGACCCGACAUCAGCUCAUCCACACCGGCCGGAAGCCUUAUGAAUGUAAUGAGUGUGGGAAAGCCUUCUAUGGCGUCUCAUCCCUGAACAGACAUCAGAAGGCUCACACUGGCGAGCCUCGCUAUCAGUGCAGCGAGUGUGGGAAAGCUUUCUUUGACCGCUCAUCCCUCACGCAGCAUCAGAAGAUUCACACUGGAGACAAGCCCUAUGAGUGCACCGAAUGUGGGAAAGCCUUUAGCCAGAGAUGCCGGCUUACGCGACAUCAGAGAGUGCACACAGGAGAGAAACCCUUCGAAUGCAGCGUGUGUGGGAAAGUGUUCAGUUCUAAAUCGUCCGUCAUUCAACAUCAACGGCGUUAUACAGAUCCAUCAUUUGAGCCCUCUACACGUUCUGGCUACUACGCUCCUUUUCCAUCUCUGCUACCACAGUCUUUUAGGUCGCUUCUGCUGGGCCGCUGCUACUACUACUGCAACUACUACUACUACUACUACUACUAUUACGAGCUAAAACUCAUUGAGCUCUUACUGUGCCUGAGGAGAGUAGAGAUUACAAAUAUCCUGGAGAACUGGAUGGAAAGCUGCCUAAGAAACCGAGGCAUCCGCGGUAGGUGUCGGCCUGUGGCGGGCGAACAGGACCAGGAGACAACUGUUGUUCUUCAUUCGUCGGCUUCCCUUCAUUUUUACUACAAACGUCGCCUUCCACCUCUUGAACGACGCCCGCAACUACCCGGCUGGUACUUCAGGAGGCGGGGCCUCCGGGUUUCCACUAUCUCCGAGGCCUCUGGGAGUGGUAGUUUUCCGAGGGCACUUUGCGCAGGCGCUCUGUGGUCCCCGCCGCUAGUGGGGCCGCCGGGAGCCGGUUGGCGCCCAAGCUCUGCCAACUCUGGCCUGGUACUUUUCCAAGAGGACAUAGAAGAGGAGAGGAUGGCAGCUGUGCCCCUAACAGCCAGAUGGCAGAAGUCACUCAAGUUUAAGGAUGUGGCUGUGAAGUUCUCAAAGGAUGAGUGGAAGCAGCUGGUCCCUACUCAGAGGGCUCUUUACAGGGAGGUGAUGCUGGAGAAUUAUCAGGGUUUUGUUUCUUUGGGACUUCUGGUUCCUAAACCUGAUGUGGUUUUCCAGUUGAAGAGAGGUGAAGAGCCAUGGAAACUUGAUUUUCAGGAAGAUGAAGAAAGAGAAGUCCCAGGGAGUACUUUUUUAGACAAGAAUGCUCAAUUUGAGAGCUGGGACUCAACUCAAAGCCAGCAUAUUUCUAAAAAAGGAAAGUUGCAAAAGACAUUAAUGAAAAAACUCAGAAAAGAUGGUCCUCUGGGUCCUGUACUUAGCUCAGAAAACCUCAGGGGCACAAAGAAAGAACAUUUAUCAGGGGAGACUUUGAAGGAAUCCUCCUGCAAGAAGGACUCCAGGCAAAACUCUACUCCUGCCAAGAAAACCGACAGUAAGGGGAGAAACUUUGAAUGCAGCAUAUGUGGGAAGACCUUAUAUAACCACUUAUCCCUCACUCGCCAUCAAAGGACUCACACUGGAGAGAAGCCCUAUAACUGUAAAGAAUGUGGGAAAGCCUUCAGCUAUAGAAGUAGUCUUAAGAAACAUCUGAUGUCUCACACUGGGAAGAGCCCCUUUGAAUGCAACGAAUGUGGAAAAACUUUCUAUGACCGAUUAACCCUUACUGAACACCAGCGAACUCAUACCGGAGAGAAGCCCUUUAAAUGUAAGGAAUGUGGCAAGGCCUUCUUUGUCCGCUCCUCUUUCACUCGCCAUCAGAGAAUUCAUACUGGAGAAAGUCCGUAUGAGUGUACAGAAUGCGGGAAAUCCUUCAGCCAGAAAAGCAUCCUCGCUCGCCACUGGCUCACUCACACUGGAGAGCGGCCUUACGAAUGCAAGGGCUGUGGCAAAGCCCUGUUCGACCGCUCCUCCCUCAUUCGCCACCGGAGGGCACACACUGGAGAGACUCCUUUUGAAUGUAAUGAGUGUGGGAAAGUUUUCUUUGACCGCUCAUCCCUUAACCAGCAUCAGAAAAUUCAUAGUGGAGACAAGCCCUAUAAAUGCACUGAAUGUGGGAAAGCCUUCCUCCAGAAAAGACGACUCACUCAGCACCAGAGAGUGCACACUGGAGAGAAGCCCUACGAGUGCAGCGUGUGUGGGAAGGUGUUCAGCUGCAAGUCAUCUAUCAUCCAGCAUCAGCGACGUUAUGCCAGGCAGGCCUCAGAAUAUCAUAGAGGUGCUCCAGCCCGGCAGGGGACCCCCACAGAGACUUAAGAUGCUUGUAUUCAAGAUCAUGAAGAUUUGUGUUUGAGUACCUUCUAACUACUGCUUAUUCUCAUGUCUCCAUUUGGCACUAGAGGCUCAAUAAAUAGUCUUAAUGGACCAUGCCAUAGACUGCCACUGGGGUGCCUCAUACUCUAUAUAACACUCCGAGGAUCCCCAAAUUGGUCAGAAGUUCUCCUGUCAAUAUGUUUUGUAAGUGUUUGAAGGGGACCCAAAGAUAAGCAUUAUGUAUUUGUAUUUAUUUAUUUAUUUAUAAUUUUUAAAAAAUUCUAGACCACCCCAUAAGAACAGGAGCUAUUUCAUAUCUUUGUGCUGCCGUGUCUCCAGUGUGAUGCCUGCCACUUAUUACAUAUUUUCUCAAUGAAUGAA
This is a messenger RNA of Suricata suricatta (meerkat), 3628 nucleotides long. RefSeq lists its product as uncharacterized. Lineage: Eukaryota; Metazoa; Chordata; Mammalia; Carnivora; Herpestidae. The record is from RefSeq and is a predicted model, not a curated record. The coding region runs from base 98 to 3250 and encodes 1050 amino acids. Gene Ontology annotation, molecular function: DNA-binding transcription activator activity, RNA polymerase II-specific; RNA polymerase II cis-regulatory region sequence-specific DNA binding. The transcript has 12 exons. Gene Ontology annotation, biological process: regulation of transcription by RNA polymerase II. Gene Ontology annotation, cellular component: nucleus.